Messenger RNA from Piliocolobus tephrosceles (Ugandan red Colobus), 3140 nucleotides. It is a transcript of the gene PLEKHG6, whose product is annotated as pleckstrin homology and RhoGEF domain containing G6. The transcript has 15 exons. NCBI's taxonomy places the organism in Eukaryota, Metazoa, Chordata, Mammalia, Primates, Cercopithecidae. The record is from RefSeq and is a predicted model, not a curated record. Gene Ontology annotation, molecular function: guanyl-nucleotide exchange factor activity; GTPase activator activity. The coding region runs from base 498 to 2774 and encodes 758 amino acids.
AUCAAACCCCAGAGCUGGCGCCUCCCAGGCACCCGCCUCUGCUUGGCAGGAGUUUGAGGGCUUCCUGAGAUCUGCCUCUUCCGGAGUCAGGAUGAAGAAGAGCAAAGGUUCAGGGUGUCCCUACUCCUCCAGUGGUGGGUAGGGACAGGAGGGUGCCUGCCUUGGCUCCACCCCUGGCCCGACCUGCCUGGCCCUCCUCCAAUCCUGACCAAGGAGAGGGGUGUGGAAGUCAAGUCUGUCCCUCAGCCUGCAGGCUUCCCCUCCACGUUGAGGACAGUUCUGCUUGUGGCUGGGAUAUCCCCUGCCUCACCGCACGAGAAUUUUGCCUGUGGAGAUGGGACUUUCCUAGGCUGUGGGGGAGAAGGGAGACUAGGAAGCAUGUGGGGUAAUUCAGGCCACAGGCAAAUGAAGGAAUGUGACCAGGCCUGCUCUGGGAGGAGCUGUGUGCUGGCAGUGGCCUCAGCCUUUCACACGGAAGGGCAGUCACUCCCAGCUGGAUGGGAUGCAGGCUGCACGCCCCUGGGGAGGAGGCUGCACAUGAUCCCAGUCGCCGACGCCUCCAGCAGUAUGACCCCUUUGUCAGGGGUUCCGGCCAGUCCCGAGGCCUGUCACCCAUGAGACUGCGAGAUCCAGAGCCCGAGAAGAGGCACGGGGGCCAUGUGGGGGCUGGCCUGCCUCACGCCCCCAAACUCAAGGAAGUCACCAAGGCCCAUGAGCUGGAGGUGAGGCUGCACACUUUCAGCAUGUUUGGGAUGCCCCGGCUGCCCCCUGAGGACCGGCGGCACUGGGAGAUAGGAGAGGGUGGCGACAGCGGCCUGGUCAUCGAGAAGUCCUGGAGGGAGCUGGUGCCUGGGCACAAGGAGAUGAGCCGGGAGCUGUGCCACCAACAGGAGGCCCUGUGGGAGCUCCUGACCACCGAGCUGAUCUACGUGAGAAAGCUCAAGAUCAUGACCGACCUCCUAGCCGCUGGCCUGCUGAACUUGCAGCGAGUGGGACUGCUGACGGAAGUGUCAGCUGAGACCCUGUUUGGAAAUGUCCCCAGCCUGAUUCGAACCCACCGGAGCUUUUGGGAGGAGGUGCUGGGGCCCACCCUGGAGGAAACUCGGGCCUCGGGCCAGCCCCUGGACCCCAUUGGUCUGGAAAGUGGCUUCCUGACGUUUGGCCGGAGGUUCCACCCGUAUGUCCAGUACUGCCUCCGAGUGAAGCAGACCAUGGCUUACGCCCGAGAGCAGCAAGAAACUAACCCUCUCUUCCAUGCCUUCGUGCAGUGGUGUGAGAAGCACAAGCGCUCCGGGAGGCAGAUGCUCUGUGACUUGCUCAUCAAGCCCCACCAGCGCAUCACCAAGUACCCACUGCUGCUGCAUGCUGUGCUCAAGAGGAGCCCCGAGGCGCGUGCCCAAGAGGCCCUGAAUGCCAUGAUCGAAGCCGUGGAGUCAUUCCUGCGACACAUCAAUGGGCAGGUCCGCCAGGGCGAAGAGCAAGAGAGCUUGGUGGCUGCAGCCCAACGCAUUGGGCCCUACGAGGUGCUGGAGCCACCCAGUGAUGAGGUGGAGAAGAACCUGCGUCCAUUCUCCACCCUGGACCUGACAUCUCCCAUGCUGGGGGUUGCCUCUGAGCACACCAGACAGCUGCUGCUGGAGGGACCCGUGCGAGUGAAGGAGGGACGAGAAGGGAAGCUGGAUGUGUACCUGUUCCUCUUCUCCGAUGUGCUCCUCGUGACCAAGCCCCAACGCAAAGUGGACAAAGCCAAGGUCAUCCGGCCCCCUCUCAUGCUGGAGAAGCUCGUGUGCCAACCCCUGAGAGACCCUCACAGCUUCCUGCUGAUCCACCUCACUGAAUUCCAGUGUGUCUCCAGCGCCCUCAUUGUGUACUGUCCCAGUCCUACAGACCGUGCCCGGUGGCUGGAGAAGACCCAGCAGGCUCAGAUCACCCUACAGAAGCUGAAAGCAGAGGAGUACGUUCAACAGAAGAGGGAGCUCCUGGCCCUCUAUCGGGACCAGGACAGGGAGUCCCCCAGCACCAGGCCCUCCACGCCUUCCCUGGAGGGCUCUCAGAGCAGCACAGAGGGGAGGACUCCUGAGUUCCCGACCAUUAUCCCCCACCUGGUGGUGACAGAAGACACAGAUGAAGAUGCUCCCUUUGUGCCAGAUGAUACCUCAGACUCUGGCUACGGCACUUUGAUCCCAGGCACCCCCAAGGGCUCCCGCUCCCCGCUGAGCCGUCUACGCCAAAGAGCCCUUCGGCGGGACCCUCGCCUCACCUUCUCCACCCUGGACCUCCGGGACAUCCCUCUGCGUCCCCAGCCUCCCGACCCCCAAGCUCCUCAACGCCGAAGUGCGCCUGAACUGCCAGAAGAAAUCCUAAAAGGAGCCAGUCUUCCCCAGCGAGACCCACCGACCUGGUCUGAGGAAGAAGAUGGGGCCUCCGUGCGAGGGAAUGUGGUGGUGGAAACACUGCACAGGGCCCAGCUUCGGGGCCAGCUUCCCUCCUCCCCAGCCCAUGCUGACUCUGCCGGGGAAAGCCCCUGGGAGUCCUCAGGGGAGGAGGAAGAAGAGGGGCCUCUGUUCCUGAGAGCUGGCCACACAUCCCUGCACCCAAUGCGGGCUGAGGACAUGCUCAGAGAGAUCCGGGAGGAGCUGGCCAGCCAAAGGAUUGAGGGUGCCGCGGAGCCCCGGGACAGCAGGCCACGGAAGCUGACUCGGGCCCAGCUGCAGAGGAUGCGGGGGCCCCACAUCAUUCAUCUAGACACCCCUCUGUCCACAUCAGAGGUGUGAGGAAGGCAGAGGACCUUCGGCAUGCAUCUCUCCCAGAGGAGAUCUCUCCCCAGUAGUGCUGGUCACCCUCCGGCAUCCGUGACUCUACCUCAAGGACCACAUUUCCCAAAGGAAGCCUGGCCCAGGCACCCUGCCUCCGGCUCUGAGGACUUUGGGGAUCAAGAACUGUAAAUUUAUGUAUCAUAGGUACACCUAAGCCCCACAGAAAGUUGUGCAUAAAAAUGGCUGCCCUGGCUGGGCAUGCCUGCCUGUAAUCCCAGCACUUUGGGAGGCUGAGGUGGGAGGAUCCCUUGAGCCCAGGAGUUCCAAAACAGCCUGGGCAAUAUAGGGAAGCCCUGUCUUUAUAAAAAAUAUUUUUAAAAAUUA